CUCCCUACGUCCCGCCCCGUCCGGCCGCGGCGUAGCUCUCUCAGCUAUCCCCGCCGCGCCUGGGACGCCAGGUCCCUAGACUUGUCAGCGCGCCGGGUUCAGCCAUGGGGCCCACCGUUCGCCCCUCGCUGAAGUCGCCUCCGACUCCGCCACCUCCGCCAGCCCCGUCGCCGCUGCUACUGCUGCUGCCUCUGCUGCCGCUGUGGCUGGGCCUGGCGGGGCCCGGGGCCGCGGCUGACGGCAGCGAGCCGGCCGCUCGAGUGGGGCGGGGCGGAGCCCGCGCAGUGCGGGUGGACGUGAGGCUGCCGCGGCAGGACUCUCUGGUCCUGGAGGGCGUCAGGAUCGGCUCCGAAGCCGAGCCGGCGCCCCAGCUGGGGGGCCGCCUGCUGCUGAUGGACAUCGUGGAUGCUGAGCAAGAGGUGCCGGUAGAAGGCUGGAUCGCAGUGGCAUAUGUGGGCAAGGAGCAGGCAGCUCAAUUUCACCAGGAGAAUAAGGGCAGUGGGCCGCAGGCCUGUCCCAAGGCCCUGGUCCAGCAGAUGCAACGGGCCCUCUUCCUGGGAGCCUCUGCCCUACUGCUCCUCAUCCUGAACCACAACGUGGUCCGAGAGCUGGACAUAUCCCAACUUCUGCUCAGACCUGUGAUUGUCCUCCAUUAUUCUUCCAAUGUCACCAAGCUGUUGGAGGCACUGCUGCAGAGGACCCAAGCCACAGCUGAGAUCACCAGUGGAGAAUCCCUGUCAGCCAACAUCGAGUGGAAGCUGACCCUAUGGACCACCUGCAGCCUCUCCAAGGAUAGUUAUGGAGGAUGGCAGGACUUGGUAUGCCUGGGAGGCAGUCGUGCCCAGGAGCAGAAGCCUCUGCAGCAGCUGUGGAAUGCCAUUCUGCUAGUGGCCAUGCUCCUGUGCACAGGCCUUGUGGUCCAGGCCCAGCGACAGGCAUCUCGGCAGAGCCAACAGGAGCCCAGCGGUCAGGUGGACCUGUUCAAGCGGCGUAUAGUGCGGAGACUGGCAUCCCUUAAGACCCGGCGCUGCCGUCUCAGCAGGGUAGCGCAGGGCCACCCAGAGCUGGUCACUGAGACCUGUGCUGUGUGUCUGGACUACUUCUGCAACAAACAGUGGCUCCGGGUACUGCCCUGUAAGCAUGAGUUCCAUCGAGACUGUGUGGACCCCUGGCUGAUACUCCAGCAGACUUGUCCGCUGUGCAAAUUCAAUGUCCUAGGUGCCUGGACUACUUCUGCAACAAAGAGAAGGCAGAGACCAGGUUUACCCCUUGGUACUUGCUGUGAGAAUAGUAAGAUUUCUUCACCUGGCCCAGGUGCUAGAAGCUUCUCUUUGUGAUGUGCUCUCCUUUCCCCAAGUCUAUCAAGAGGGAGUCGGGAAGCUCCCUGCCUACUGAUGGCCCACAGUGCCAGGUCUCUGCUCGCUGAAGACCUGCAUGGUGUGGCCUCAGCCUCCAGUCUGGGCAGGGAAGGAAGGACUCUUUGUCCAGUUUAGCCAUUCUGUGAGGCCAAGAUCAUCUUGGUUAGAUGGCUGGGCCUUUAUUUCAUUGGGAGUUGCCAGCUACUUGUCCUCUAUCCCCACCUCUGCCACAGCCUACAAGGGUGGUUCCUGGGGCUGGUUUGCAGUACCCGCCUGGCCCCGGCUUGGUGACAGUCUCCUCCUCAGCUUGGCCAAGGUCCGGAUGGGGUUCUGGGUACAGAUGGCAGAGUGGGUCAUGUCCUCCAGGGAGGAUUUAUUGGGCCAGGUGGAGGGCUGCCGAGGUGGGGAUGCUCGAGACUGGCCUGGCAGAGUCCUGCCUGCACUGCUUGUCCUGCUGCCAGGAGGGUGCCACCUGCCUAGAGGCCUGAGGGAAGACAAGAUCACAAAAUCCCCUGUGAGCAAGGGGGUCUAUACCACUCCAUCUGUCCUACAUUUGACAAAGACUCACUCACCCUGGGGAUGUACUCUGGGCCUGGGCCCGGGAUGCUGCUCCUUGGGUUCCCUUGCUGGGAGGGGACCAGAGCUGGUCCUGUGGAAUCAUCUGUAAAGAAGGCCAAGCUCUGUACCCUACCCACUGUACAAAGAGGGUGUCUUAGUAGGGACAGGGAGGGAAAGCCUGAACUCAUAGUCCCUUCCACUAAGUGGUAUGACCUAGGAAGCUGUCCAGGGCUUUCCUCAGCAGCAAACCCUCAGGCAGGCAGUAUAUAUGGGAAGGUUCCUCUGACAUUUGAUGGUAUUAAAGUCUCUAAGGGGAUUUGGAGAUAGAGGACACUGGAACUUUAACAUCCUCACACCUUGAGUGAAGUUUCACAAAAGCACUGCUUAAAUACCAAAUGAAGAUGGCUUUCAGCAGGCUCCCAGGCAACCUGAAGAUAUCAAUGGGUAGAGGCCUCCUCUAAGUCCCAAAGGGUCACCCUCUCAGACCCACCUUGAGGGCCCCCUGCUGGGCAACCUCAUGGAUUUUGGACAGCAUUGACUGGAGCCGCCCGUUCUCCUCCUGCAGGACCCGGAUGCGGAUGUCAUUGGCCUGCACCUGCCUCUCCAUGUCAUCUGUGACGUUGCCAGAGUCUGUGGAGACAUGAUAUCUGGGACCCCA
Marmota monax (woodchuck) is the source of this 2574-nucleotide messenger RNA. RefSeq names its product ring finger protein 215 (gene Rnf215). Gene Ontology annotation, biological process: ubiquitin-dependent protein catabolic process. Gene Ontology annotation, molecular function: ubiquitin protein ligase activity. NCBI's taxonomy places the organism in Eukaryota, Metazoa, Chordata, Mammalia, Rodentia, Sciuridae. Bases 105 to 1337 code for a protein of 410 amino acids. The transcript has 9 exons. The record is from RefSeq and is a predicted model, not a curated record.